Messenger RNA from Ctenopharyngodon idella (grass carp), 1743 nucleotides. RefSeq names its product PHD finger protein 10 (gene phf10). NCBI's taxonomy places the organism in Eukaryota, Metazoa, Chordata, Actinopteri, Cypriniformes, Xenocyprididae. Gene Ontology annotation, cellular component: npBAF complex. The transcript is spliced from 12 exons. The record is from RefSeq and is a predicted model, not a curated record. Bases 71 to 1543 code for a protein of 490 amino acids.
GUCGGAACACUUCCUUGUGUUCCUAGUUUCCAGUCGGAAUGUGACACUCUUUCAUUACCAGAACAUCAACAUGGCAGCUGUUUUAUCGCCGAGACCGUGCGAUAGCAAUCCUGCGACUCCUGGGACGCAGUCUGUGAAGGAUGACAUUGAGGAGAAUUCCAGUGAUGGUAGUCAAGCCCCCAAGAGACGCAGGAUGGGCUCAGGGGACAGUUCUCGGAGCUGUGACACGUCCAACCAUGAGCUGGGGCCAACAUACUUCCCUGCUGAAAAUCUGACAGAAUACAAAUGGCCUCCGGAUGACACAGGGGAGUAUUAUAUGCUACAAGAACAAGUGAGCGAGUACUUGGGAGUCACGUCAUUCAAACGAAAAUAUCCAGAUUUGGAAAGAAGAGACCUGUCUCACAAAGAAAAACUUUAUCUGAGAGAGCAAAAUGUCAUAACGGAAACACAGUGUACACUAGGUCUCACUGCUUUGCGCAGUGAUGAAGUUAUUGAUUUGAUGAUUAAGGAGUACCCAGCCAAACAUGCCGAGUACUCGGUCAUACUGCAGGAGCGAGAGCGGCAGAGGAUAACUAAGGAGUACUCUGUGAGCACUCUCAGUGCACAAAUGCAGCAACAGAAUCCUCAAAAAGUUGAAGCCAGUAAAGUGCCAGAGUACAUAAAGAAAGCAGCUAAAAAAGCUGCCGAAUUCAACAGUAAUUUCAACCGAGAGCGGAUGGAAGAGAGAAGGGCUUAUUUUGACCUUCAAACACAUAUUAUUCAGGUACCUCAAGGAAAAUACAAAGUCCUCCCUCCAGAAAGAACCAAGACCGGUCCAUACCCAGUUGCACUCAUUCCCGGCCAGUUCCAAGAGUUCUACAAAAGGUACUCUCCAAAUGAGCUUCGCUACUUGCCCUUGAACACGGCUCUAUAUGAGCCUCCGCUGGACCCAGAGCUGCCUGCCCUGGACAGUGAUGGCGACUCUGAUGAUGGUGAAGAUGGAAAAGAUGAUGGAAAAAAACAUAAAGGUUCCUCUGACAGUUCAUCGGGAAACACUUCAGAUGGAGACAGCCAAGACAGCGGAAUUCAAUCCAAAGUCAAGAGCAAAGACCGACCCGGCACCCAGGGCAAAGAUGCCACUCCCCGCUCCAUCCAACACAAAUCUGUCCCUGGGUACAAGCCUAAGGUCAUUCCCAAUGCUAUAUGUGGCAUAUGCCAGAAGGGUAAGGAGGCCAACAAGAAAGGCAAACCAGAGGCUCUCAUCCACUGCUCCCAGUGCCAAAACAGUGGUCACCCGUCCUGCUUGGAUAUGAGUGUGGAGUUGGUGUCCCAGAUCAAGAUGUAUCCCUGGCAGUGCAUGGAAUGCAAGACCUGCACCGUGUGCGAGCAGCCGCACCACGAGGAGGAGAUGAUGUUCUGUGACAAGUGUGAUCGAGGCUACCACACCUUCUGUGUGGGCAUGGACUCCAUUCCUCUGGGUUGCUGGGUCUGUGAUUUAUGUAACAAAGAGCUACCUACACCUCAGAAGAAGGGAACAAUAAAAACACCAAAAAAAUCUAAAUAAGUUCCAAAAAGUUGACCAAUUUUUACAACACUUUUGAUAUUAAUUUUUAUUUUUCUAUUAUUUGAAUGACAAGUCCAUAAAUGUUUGGUAUGUUUAAUUAAUUUUUUUUGUUACAUUUUGUAGCUGAUUUUUUUUUUUUAUGCAAUUGUUUCCAAUGUAGAAUGUGUUUUUGUAUUGUUUACAAUAAAGUUCAAAACAGA